This is a messenger RNA of Vigna angularis (adzuki bean), 3126 nucleotides long. Its product is annotated as phosphatidylinositol 4-phosphate 5-kinase 7. Bases 659 to 2983 code for a protein of 774 amino acids. The record is from RefSeq and is a predicted model, not a curated record. The transcript is spliced from 11 exons. Lineage: Eukaryota; Viridiplantae; Streptophyta; Magnoliopsida; Fabales; Fabaceae. Gene Ontology annotation, molecular function: ATP binding; 1-phosphatidylinositol-4-phosphate 5-kinase activity. Gene Ontology annotation, biological process: phosphatidylinositol metabolic process.
UCAUAAUAUAAGAGCUAAGUUCGUGUCAUGUUUACUGUUCUCACUUCUCUCUCUCAUGUUCAUAAGUUUAGAGAGAGGGAGAGAGAGAAAGAGGUGAUGUGUCUCUAUUUGAGCACAGUACAUAUAUAGUAGCUGGAGGUAUAAUCAGUUGCAACUAUUCUAUAGAAUAAUCAAUUCUUCGGGUGGUGGGGCAGUUGCCGGCUCAGGCAGUUGGACAAGGAUUCGUGAGCUUUGUCUCAAACUGUUUUAGAAAGGGUUCAGUAUUGUUUUGAUUAUUGGGGUGGGGUGCUUCUUCUUCUUCUUCUUCUUCUUUCUUUCUUUCUUCCUUCUUGGUUUCACUUUGUUUUUGCUUCACAGAACAAGAUAGUACUCACCGUUGCCGCUUCAAUCUAUCCGAGGUUGCGUGGUUCUAUUAGUAGCAAAUGAUGAGAGAGUAAUGAAACAAAUUAUGCAACAUUUGCCUUCCUCUUUAUUUCAUUAUUCACCGUAAAAAUUAUACAUAAAGCAAGAGCUCACCACGGGGCACAAUAGUGUCAUAAAGGUGCUGAAGGCAGAGAUGAAUUUCCUUAUUAUAUCAGUGAGUGAUAAAUUUAACCUUUUAAGGGAAAUAAAAUCUUUAUUGGAGCUAUCCAAAUAAAUCAGUGAAAAUCUGGUAGACAUGGAGGACAGUGAAAGGUUUGAAGAGAAGUCCUUUCCAAACGGGGAUGUCUACAUUGGUAAAAUGAAGGACGUACUUCCCCAUGGAAAAGGAAAGUACACAUGGUCAGAUGGGACAGUUUAUGAAGGUGAUUGGGUAGAUGGGAAAAUGACGGGGAAAGGAGUGAUUACAUGGCCAAGAGGAGCAAAGUAUGAGGGUGAAUUCUGUGGGGGUUACCUUCAUGGUCAUGGCACCUUUACACAUUCUACCGGUUGCAUUUAUACCGGUGGGUGGAGGAUGGAUGCUCAUCAUGGGAUUGGGAGGAAGACAUAUUUCAAUUCAGAUAUAUAUGAUGGUUUAUGGAAGGAAGGAAUUCGUGAAGGCUGUGGAAGGUAUUCUUGGGAGAAUGGAAAUAUAUAUAUUGGGAAUUGGAAAAGUGGUAAAAUAAAUGGAAGAGGGGUUAUGAAGUGGGCUAAUGGUGAUAUUUUUGAUGGUUGUUGGUUAAAUGGACUUAAACAAGGAUCUGGAGUGUAUAAAUUUGCAGAUGGGGGGCUUUAUAUAGGGACAUGGAGUAAGGGCCUAAAGGAUGGAAAAGGAAUAUUCUAUCCUGCUGGUAGUAAACAACCAUCGCUAAGGAAGUUGUGCUCUCUUAACAGUGAUGAUAGUGGUUUGUUAUCUAAUACAGAAAAUCAUAAGCCUCCAAAACAAAAGUUUACACGUAGUUUUUCUGAAAAGAUUUCAGUCAGUGGUAGAUCAAAAAGUUCACGUCAAAUAUCACAUAGGACUUCAUCAUUAGAUUCAAAUUUUAGCCUUCACAAUCCUUCUGUAGAUUGCAUAUGUCAUGACUCUUCACCCUCAUUAUCACAGACUUUGAAUGAAAGUCAAUCUGAGGCCUCAUUAUCACCCUCUUUGGUUUAUGAAAGGGAAUAUAUGCAAGGAGUUCUAAAUAUGGAGAGAAUCAGGCAUUAUUCAGAAAUGCCACAUAAAAACAAACGGCAAAAUAAGCUUAGUGUGAAGCCGGUUAAGAAGAGUUCAUGGAUUGAUAUUUUUGGGGGCCGCCGGAGCUAUUAUUUGAAGCUUAAUUUGCAGCUUGGCAUCAGGUACACUGUUGGAAAGAUUACACCAGUGCCUGCACGUGAAGUUCGGUCAUCUGAUUUUGGAGAUCGAGCUAGGAUAAGGAUGUACUUCCCCAAGGAGGGUUCACAGCUGACUCCUCCACAUUGUUCUGUAGAUUUCUACUGGAAGGAUUAUUGCCCUAUGGUCUUCAGGAAUUUGAGAGAGAUGUUCAAAUUAGAUGCUGCAGAGUACAUGAUGUCCAUUUGUGGUGAUUCUGGUCUAAGGGACAUAUCUUCACCAGGAAAAAGUGGCAGCAUCUUCUUUCUUUCUCAAGAUGAUAGAUUUGUGAUAAAGACACUGAAAAAAUAUGAACUAAAGGUUAUGCUCAAUAUGCUUCCUAAGUACUACCAUCACGUAGGACGUUAUGAGAAUACUCUUAUUACAAAAUUCUUUGGUCUGCAUCGAAUAACACUAAGAGGUGGGAAAAAGGUGCGCUUUGUGGUCAUGGGGAAUAUGUUCUGCACAGAAUUGCAUAUUCACCGUCGUUAUGAUCUGAAGGGGUCUUCUCAAGGAAGAUAUACCAAGGAAGAAAAAAUUAAUAGCAAUACAACACUGAAAGAUCUUGAUCUAAAAUAUGAAUUUCAUAUGGAUAAAAAGUUACGAGAAUCCCUAUUCAAACAAAUUUCUCUAGACUGCAUGUUCUUGGAGUCUCAGCACAUAAUUGAUUACAGCCUUCUGUUGGGAUUACAUUUUAGAGCCCCGGAGAAUCUGAAGGCCUUAGUUGAACCUUCCAGACUAAUGCAACCUCAAUUGAGCUUACCUUCCGAAGAUGAUGCACACAAGCAAGGGGAGCAGUUGAUCAUUCCGAAAGGCUUGUUAUUGGUUGCUCAUGAACCCAGCUUUGUCAACACUGCACCUGGACCCCACAUUAGAGGAAAUACAUUGAGAGCAUACUCCAUCGGUGACAAGGAAGUUGAUCUUUUACUUCCUGGUACUGCAAGGCUGCGAGUGCAAUUAGGAGUAAACAUGCCAGCUCAAGCGACACGCAAGGUUCAGGAGGACAAGGUGGAGGAAUCAGAAGUAGAGCUUUUUGAGGUUUAUGAUGUAGUCCUAUACAUGGGCAUAAUUGACAUAUUGCAGGAAUACACUGUGAAAAAGAAACUUGAGCAUGCCUGCAAAUCACUGCAAUAUGACCCUAUGACUAUAUCAGUCGUGAAACCCCAGACUUAUGCUGAACGUUUCAUCAAUUUCAUGGAGAAAAGAGUUUUUCCGGAGCCAGAGACUCCUUGAAAUGUAUAUUUUACCUUUUCUUUGUAAUCAUUUGUUCUUAAAGAAGAGUAUUUUGUUACUUAUAUUUUACAUAUUUCUUGAUGCAAAUGUGUAUUCACUCCCAAUUUCCACAGAAUUAAAUUAAUUUUAUUUUUUUUGCAUUA